Notolabrus celidotus (New Zealand spotty) is the source of this 2855-nucleotide messenger RNA. Its product is annotated as V-type proton ATPase catalytic subunit A-like. Gene Ontology annotation, biological process: proton transmembrane transport; ATP metabolic process. The transcript has 15 exons. The coding region runs from base 204 to 2057 and encodes 617 amino acids. NCBI's taxonomy places the organism in Eukaryota, Metazoa, Chordata, Actinopteri, Labriformes, Labridae. Gene Ontology annotation, cellular component: proton-transporting V-type ATPase, V1 domain; lysosomal membrane. The record is from RefSeq and is a predicted model, not a curated record. Gene Ontology annotation, molecular function: ATP hydrolysis activity; proton-transporting ATPase activity, rotational mechanism; ATP binding.
GCCAUCUUGGCUCCACUCAUAGGAGAAGCAGGUUAGAGCAUCUAAACCCGGGUACGUUGGUUUGAGCCACAAUGGGGAUGUUUUCUUCCCGUGACAGUCGGGUGUCUGGCAGGUGAUUAGCACAUAGAGAAGCUCCUCCUCAGCCUGCUACGUAAGAGAAACCUGGACAACUGCAUUUCAAGACAAGGACAAAAUCUAGCAAGAUGGAUACCUCAAAACUUCCUAAGAUCCGGGAUGAGGAGCGAGAAAGCGAGUUUGGUUUUGUGCACGGGGUCUCUGGACCAGUCGUGACAGCGACUGCGAUGGCAGGAGCAGCCAUGUACGAGCUGGUUCGUGUGGGUCACAGUGAGCUGGUGGGAGAAAUCAUUCGUUUAGAGGGAGACAUGGCAACCAUCCAGGUCUACGAGGAGACGUCUGGUGUGUCUGUAGGCGAUCCUGUCCUCAGAACUGGAAAACCCCUCUCUGUAGAGCUUGGACCGGGAAUCAUGGGCUCUAUCUUUGAUGGUAUUCAGCGUCCACUGAAAGAUAUCAAUGACCUCACUCAAAGUAUCUACAUCCCCAGAGGAGUAAACAUUGGGGCUCUUAACAGAGACUGCAAGUGGGAGUUCACCCCCGGCCAGAGUCUGCGGGUUGGCAGUCAUGUGACAGGUGGUGACAUCUACGGUAUGGUGUUUGAAAACUCACUUAUUAAGCACAAGCUGAUGCUUCCACCUCGAAACAGGGGUACCGUGACCUACCUCGCCCCACCGGGAAACUAUGACCUCUCAGAUGUGGUUCUGGAGCUUGAGUUUGAAAGUGUGAAGGAGAAGUUCACCAUGGUGCAGGUGUGGCCAGUACGACAAAUCCGCCCAGUCACAGAGAAGCUACCUGCUAAUCACCCGCUGCUAACUGGUCAGAGAGUUCUGGAUGCACUCUUCCCCUGUGUGCAGGGCGGCACCACUGCUAUACCAGGGGCCUUUGGAUGUGGAAAGACUGUGAUCUCGCAGUCGUUGUCCAAGUACUCCAACAGUGAUGUCAUCGUUUAUGUCGGCUGUGGAGAGCGUGGAAAUGAGAUGUCUGAGGUGCUGAGGGAUUUCCCAGAGCUUACUAUGGAGGUGGAUGGAAAGGUGGAGAGCAUCAUGAAGAGAACAGCUCUGGUGGCUAAUACAUCCAACAUGCCUGUGGCUGCUAGAGAGGCUUCUAUUUACACAGGGAUCACACUGUCGGAGUACUUCAGAGAUAUGGGAUAUCAUGUGAGCAUGAUGGCCGACUCCACGUCUCGUUGGGCUGAAGCUCUUCGAGAAAUCUCUGGAAGAUUAGCUGAAAUGCCUGCUGACAGUGGAUAUCCUGCUUAUCUGGGUGCCAGGCUCGCCUCCUUCUAUGAGCGCGCUGGACGGGUGAAGUGUCUGGGAAAUCCAGAGAGAGAGGGAAGCGUCAGCAUCGUAGGAGCUGUGUCUCCCCCUGGUGGAGAUUUCUCAGACCCUGUCACGUCAGCUACACUGGGUAUUGUUCAGGUGUUCUGGGGAUUGGACAAGAAGCUGGCUCAGAGGAAGCACUUUCCGUCUGUAAACUGGCUGAUUAGCUACAGCAAGUACACAAGAGCUCUGGAUGAAUAUUAUGACAAACAUUUCCCUGAGUUUGUUCCGCUCCGUACUAAAGCCAAAGAGAUUCUACAGGAGGAGGAAGACCUGGCUGAGAUCGUGCAGCUUGUGGGCAAGGCUUCUCUUGCUGAAUCUGAUAAAAUCACUCUGGAAGUUGCAAAGCUCAUUAAGGAUGACUUCCUGCAGCAGAACGGUUAUACCCCCUAUGACAGGUUCUGCCCCUUCUACAAAACUGUCGGCAUCCUCUCAAACAUGAUCUCUUUUUAUGACAUGGCCCGACAUGCUGUGGAGACCACAGCACAGAGCGACAACAAAAUCACCUGGGCAAUGAUCAGGGAGCACUUGGGAGAGAUCCUUUAUAAGAUCAGUUCCAUGAAGUUCAAGGACCCCGUGAAGGAUGGUGAAGCUAAGAUCAAAGCAGACUUCGCCCAGCUGUUGGAGGACAUGCAGAACUCCUUCAGGACCCUGGAAGAAUGAGUUCGUCACCUCUGAGUCCCUCUCCCAGAUAUCCAAACCCCAGUGCAGUGCAACAUAGUACAGUUAAAAAGGCCCCCGUUCUUAAUGUCAGCCUCAGUCGUGUGACCUCAUUUUAUUCCGCCGUGUUUACGUACCCCCGAACAUUCCGUGCCCUGCACAAAUAUUCAUGUCAUUUAAUUGAUUUUUGACUCAUCUACUUCAGAAUUGCAGUACUUGACUCUCCUUAGAUACCCCAAAUGUAGUUUUUUCUUCAAAUGUAGCAUCACCUUCACACAGCACAUCAAAGCACUUACAGAUCGCUGCAUUCUCGUGUUGUGGUUAAAUUCAGUGGGCCCCAAUCAGGUGCUGUACUUGCACUUAAUAUAAAGCUGCAACAAAGAGUGGAAGAGCUGUUUCUUCCCCCCCCCCCCCCCCCCCCCCCAAAAAACGACAGUGAUCAUUACAGACAAUUCAUCAAACAGGAACAUGCCCUGCAAGGGGACAGAUGCACUGUUGCUGUAUAUCAGGGGGUCAAAUGAGUUCUUCCAGCUCUUACCUCUUCAGUGUGAUAGUGAUGUUGUGAACUAUAUACUUGACGUUCUGUGUAUAAAUGUGAAUGAAUGUGUCUGUUAGGGUUGUGUUGUACCAGAUGUGUCAUUAUUGCCUCCAUGUAUGUUAUUGUCUCCUGAAUUAAAUGUAAGAAUAUGACUAAAGAUGAUUGUGUGAAUACCAACACCUGUUCUAUAAAGCAGAUAUGUUGUAUACAUUUUAUCUCUGAUGAUGGAAUUAUGGAAAUAAAUUUAUCUUCACCAGUAGAAA